Molecule: messenger RNA, 2850 nt
Organism: Xenopus laevis (African clawed frog)
Lineage: Eukaryota; Metazoa; Chordata; Amphibia; Anura; Pipidae
Gene: pskh2.L
Product: serine/threonine-protein kinase H1
Exons: 3
Coding region: 322-1578 (418 amino acids)
Source: RefSeq, a predicted model, not a curated record
GAGUUGUAGAAACCACAGCUGUUUGUUAACCAUACAAUUUUAUUACAGAGGAAGCUGAAGGACUUUGUGCAAUGUGGCACCCUAGUGACGGGGUCCCGUUCUCUAAUGAGCAAAUAGGCAGAAAGAGACCUGUUGCACUGGGCAGCCCCCCCCCUACUGCUUACAUCACAUUACAGGCAGUUAUACACUUGUCCCAGCUCUCAGCCUCUCACUAGUUCUGGCCAGUGGGCAGGAGGGGUUUCUUUUUGUUCUCUCUGAGCCUUGACCCCUGCCUGGGAUGGAUCCUUGUGUCCUGUCUGUGCUCUCUGGGAUCCCAUCCUCAUGAGUCCUGACAUGGGCUGUGGAGUCAGCAGCAAGGUGCUCCCGGAGCCCAUGGAGCCCCCUUUAAAGAAGAAGAAUCCCUAUUAUGUGAAGCUGAUUCAAGCGAUGGUACCUGUGCAGUUUUGCAGUCAGCCAUCCCAGUGCAAGGAGGAGUUCUGGGGUCUGCAAGAGGAACCCUGCCGGGCACAGGACCAGGAGCACGAAUUACAAUCAAAGAAGAGCCAAGUGGCCCGAUACCGUGCCAAGUUUGACCCUAGAGUUACUGCAAGAUAUGAUAUCAAGGCUCUCAUAGGCAGGGGUAGUUUCAGUAGAGUUGUGAGAGUGGAGCACAGAGCCACAAGGCAACCAUUUGCAAUCAAGAUGAUCGAAACAAGUGCUAAAGAAGGCAGAGAAGUUUGUGAGUCAGAACUCAACAUCCUCCGCCGGGUCAGUCACCACUGCAUAAUUCAGCUUAUUGAAGUGUUUGAAGCUCGUGACCGAGUCUACAUGGUGAUGGAACUGGCUACCGGAGGAGAACUGUUUGACAGGAUCAUUGCCAAAGGAUCUUUUACUGAGCGGGAUGCCACAAAGGUUCUGCAGAUGGUUUUGGAUGGAAUAAGCUACCUCCAUGGACUGGGCAUAACACACAGGGAUCUUAAGCCAGAAAAUCUCCUUUAUUACCAUCCAGGUGCAGACUCAAAGAUAUUAGUCACUGACUUCGGUUUGGCAAACUCUGGUAACAAGGGAGGAGACUGGUCAAUGAGGACCAUUUGCGGAACCCCAGAAUAUAUUGCCCCUGAAAUUAUUUUAAGGAGACCAUACAGCAAUGGAGUGGACAUGUGGGCCCUUGGGGUAAUCACCUAUAUAUUACUCAGUGGAUCCAUGCCCUUUGAAGAUGAGAAUCGAACAAGACUUUACCGCUUGAUCCUUAAAGGCAAAUAUAGCUAUAUGGGUGAUCCUUGGCCUAAUGUUUCCAACCUUGCAAAGGACUUUAUAGACCGCUUACUUACUGUAGAUUCCACUGACCGCUUGUCAGCAACUGAUGCUCUGAAACAUUCUUGGAUUAAGACCAUGGCUGCAUCUUCAUCCAUGAAGAACCUUCACCGCUCCAUCUCUCAGAACAUGAAACUCCGGGUCUCUUCUCGCUGCCACAGUUCUAAGUCUGAACAUUCGUCCAAAUCAGGUCAGUCAAGCAAAUCCCGGCGCAUACGAGAGAGAGAAAUGGCGGAGCGCAACCUACGUUAUCAGGCUCAUGUAGUGAGCAAUGAUCUACUCUGAACAUAAAUGUCAGCCAACUUGUCAUCUCUUCCUCCUACAAAUACCUGGACUACCUCUUCCUUUGUCAAAAUAGGGGCAAAUCAAUCAGACCAAUAUCAGUGAUAGUUUGGAUAUAAUUAAUAGAACUUUCUAACUGAUUUAGAUCAAUCCAAUAAAUGUUGAUCAAAAUCAGUAUUUAUCAUUAUCCAAACUUUCGUGAUUUUUAUCCAAGACUAGUCAAGAGAACGACUGGUCCAAGAUGUUUCCUCUGGGAAUUCUGUAGUUUGAUCUAAUUGAUCCAACUUUCCAAAUAAACUGAGUUAGAUAUAUCAAAUAAAUGUUGAUCAAAAUCAGUAUUUAUCAUUAUACAAACCUAAUGUGAUUUUCAUCCAAGACUAGUCAAGAGAACGACUGGUCUGAGAUGUUGAAUCCCAUUGAAGGUUUACAGCAGUGAUCAAAUGUUUUUCUGAAAAAUAUUCAAAAUCCACUUUCCUGGAAGCAUGAAUGCACUUUCCAGGGUAGAUAAGGAUCGAUUAAAUUCAACUGAUUUUUGCAAAUAUUGUUAUGAAUAGGUCAUAAAUAACAGUAAUUAUGAUGGCUCAACUGGAGUUGGUCAUUUCAACGACCACUGAUAUUUGUUAUGGCUAUAAUUCUUUUUCAACUUUAUAAAAUAGAGAAGAUCUUUAUGGUAAUUUAAAGUACUUUAUGUCAUAAUAUUGUAUGGGUUUAAUUUUUACUGUAUAUUUAACAUAAUAUAGCGUGGAUUAUAUUUUUUGGCCACUUUUUUUUUAAAAAAAACAUGUAAACACUCAAAAUAAAUUAAUGUAAGAGUACACAGAGCACUUGUUUAGACACUUUUACAUUAUUUAUAUUAUUCACAUUAUUUAGUUUUCUAGUUUUCUCUGUGGUAGCAGUUUUGAAACCUAAUAUAAUGAAUUUGAAACAAAAGCAUCACCUGCUGUUCAUUUAGGGCGGCCGACUGGUACAGUAGGCUGAAAAUAAAUCUAGCAAAAAGAAAGGAAUGUCUUGUGAUGCUGCUGUGCUAAUACCUGACCAAAGACACAUCAGAUGACUUUUCUCUGUUCACUAACUUUAUUUUCUAAGCGGGGCAAGAUGUGCCUUUUCUCACAAAGUAAAUUUUCAGUUGACCAUAGUCAGUUGCCCAAAAUGAGCAGCAGGUGGAGCUGUUUUUUCAAAUUCAUUAUAUUAGCUGUUUAAAGGGGUAGUUCACCUUCAAACAACUAGCUGUUUUCAGAUAGAUCACCAGAAAUAACGACUUUUUACAAUGACUUU